Molecule: messenger RNA, 9241 nt
Organism: Petromyzon marinus (sea lamprey)
Lineage: Eukaryota; Metazoa; Chordata; Hyperoartia; Petromyzontiformes; Petromyzontidae
Source: RefSeq, a predicted model, not a curated record
GGGUGUGGGUUUUGUUGCGUCGAGGGCCCUCUAGCGGGGCCAGGCGGCAACGGCUCCGGCCCCUCACGGCGAGGCCUCGGACCCUGCAACUCUCAGGCUGCCGCAGCCGACCAAGGCCCUCGUUCAAAAUGUCCAGCGACAGUGAUGAGCAUUUGCCAGGGGUGAUGAUGCCUCAGCCAAUCACGGGCCGUGAUCCUACAGCGGGUGGGGCCAGAGUUGCUGAGCAGCCAAUGAAGCCGCGUGAGGGGGUGCAAGAUGUUUCGACGGAGGGCAAAGGUCAUUCGGAAAGCGUCCCAUUGAAAAAUGUGAAAGGUCACUCCUCUCAUCGCCUGCAAAGUCCACCACCUCCUACAACUACCUCUACAUCAUUAUCCUCAACCUCUGCUCGCCAAGCCAAGCCCUCUCGCCCCAGAGGACGACCCAGAAUUCACCACCCCCCAGCUUUAACUGAAGGCCCAGUGGUUGCAGGCGGUAGCUGGAAUGGGAGGGGAGGACUCUCCCCUGCUCAGUGUGUGGCUGCCGGGUUCAAUGUUGAAUCUGGAGGAGGAGCGGGAGGCAGAGGAAGCGGAAAAACUUACAUCUGUAUCGACUGUGGAUACAGAACACCAAGAAGGGGACGCAUGUUUAAGCACAGGGAAAAGCAUCAUCAGGGAGGAGUGAGUGGCUUGCCGGUGGGAGAUGUUUUGUCAACGUCACAAGGACAGAAGGAGCCACGCGCAUGCCCAACCAGCACAAAAUCCGCCCGCAAGCGAGAGCGGUCAAAGAGCACCUCACCUCACCUCCUCCGCCGGCCCCGAGUAUCUAUCUUGCCGGACGUCCCCUCGUCUACCUCUUCUUCCUCAUCUUCAUCGUCGACAUCAUCAUUAUCCUUAUCCUUUUCUUCUCCAAAAUCCCUGCCGCCACUGCCAUCACCAGUACCUCCUCCGGUUUCUCCAUCCUUGUCGAGUAUGGCCCAUCCUUCGAAACGAGGGCCGGCUUCGAGGUCCGGUGGACGCGGUCACAAGCGAGGGAGUGGUCUGGAGGGGGGCAGCGCUGCCAAGAAGAUUCGUAAAAAAGGGGGCAGUCACGAGGGCAGCAGCACCACCAAAAGAAUUCGUAAGAAAGGUGGCGAUUCUGAAGGUGGUGGCACUAAGAAGAGUGGCUCUAAGAAGAUUCGCUCUAAAGGGAAAGGCAUCGAGGGGGGUAGCACGAAGAGGGUUCGUACGAAAGGGGACAGCGCUGAAGGGGGGCGCAAGAAAAAAAUGCCCGUUGAAGGAGGGCACUCUGAAGAUGGCAACCUUAAAGGAGACAUCAGUAACUGGAACCCUACCGAAGAGAGUGGCACUAAAUUUGGAACUGGGAAGAGCACCCUUGAAGUGGAUGGUUCCAAAGGGGGCAGCAGCAACUGGAAUCCCACUGAAGGGGGUGGCACUAAAGAUGGUGGCCUUGAUGGUGGUGGUAUUGAAGUUGGCGGCGGCAAUGGCAGCAUCGUCCAGUUGUCCUCCGCUUUACAGGAGCCCUCAACGCCAUCAGCCAUUGUAGGAGAAAACCCGGCUGCCUCAGCCGCCCCUUCUGGCUGUGCAAAAGGGGGAGACCGCCACCGUGGCCGCAAGUCACAGGUCCUGUGUGGUGUGGCAUACUUGAAGGGCGAGGGAGGGCGCUUUCAGUGCGUGUACUGUCCCUUUGUGAGCGACCACAGAAGAAGCACGUCACGUCACGUUCUCAAGUUCCACCUGGGCGGCGAGGGGAGUCGCAGUGGUGCAGGCAAGGCUAGAGGAAGGGCCUCGCGUAGAAACCGAGGUCUCAAGGCAGUGGCAAUCGGAGACCCUGGGAAAACUCCGAUCGCAGUCGUCCAGCCGGUGGAAACAGCAGCGAUGACAAAAUUGGAAGUAGGAGACAUGGUCAGCUUGAGAUCAGCGGUAAAGACGGAUUUGUUGGUGUCUGAGACAGAAGGAGGCGUCACAGCUGGAAAAGUGAAGGAGGAAGAGGUGUUGGCAAUGGUGGCGGCAGAGAAAGAUGAGGUGAAACAGGUAGGAAACGCAGAGCAGUCCGUCCAACAAAUUUCACUGCAGCUGCCACCAAAUACGACACAGAUGCUAGCAGCACCAACACUGUUAACAAUGCCGCGCGACGGACUUAAUGCCAAGAAUCAUAGGCCACUGGAAUCGAGUGUGGGCACCAGCAAGAAGCCACUGAGAUUCAGUAACCGGCGCAGCAACAGGACAAGCGGCGCAGCAGCAGAAUCGGGGACUGAGCCGGAGGUGGGGAUUGAAACAGGCGAGUCGGCGCAGUCGUCACGGCCCACUGCUCGGCUGCUGUCACUGGUGUUGAAUGGCAAUGCUGGCAGCGCCGAAGUGGUUGGGGCGGUGGCACGAGACGGGCGACAGCAGCAGGCACUGGAUCUCUCCUCGUCAGUCGUCCUCCCGCACAAGCCCAAUGCCCGCAUCGACGCCAUCGUGCAGGGCCUACAGACUCGACUUUCGGAAAAUGGUGCCGGCUCCGCGUUGGCUGCACUGCAGGCGCUAGCAGCAUCCGACGGGGGUCACGAAGUCACCGAGAGCGCUGCCGGAGAGGCGAGUGAGGCUAGCGAUGUUGAAGGCGAUGACCACAGAGUAGGAGGAGGAGCAGCUGAUGAAAAUGAAGGAAAAGAGCACCACGCCGCUGAAGAUGAUGACGUUGUUUCGGAUGAGGAAAAACGAGGAGAGGGGGAGGACAUAUGCAAUGGUUCAAUCUUGCGUUACCGCUGCCUGGUGUGCCCCUUUUCGCAUGCAGACGUCGCGGCCAUGAUGCCGCACUACAUCAGCGAGCACCCAACGGUGCGCAUCACCACCGCGCUGGUGGCGUCCACUUUCGAUGUGACGCGGGGUCCACUACAGCAGAAGCACAACCACCACUACCGCACCAACAGCACCAACGAGAUCAGGAGGAAAUACGCUGGGCGUCCACGCCAUGGCUUUGCUGGGAGCAGCAGUGGAAGCUCGUGGUAUGGUUGCGACCAGUGUCCCUACGGUCACGGCAACAUCCAUUCAGUGCUUGUGCACUACCAGCGCCGGCACCCAGCUGUCAAGGCCACCUAUGCCCGCAUCCUGCGCCGGGGGCAACCGCCGGCGAAGGGGGCGAUGCGCGGAUCACUGCGGCGCCGUUUCGGUGGCGGUUCCAAACCUGACGCCAAUGCAGAGGCAGGGUCGACAGGAGAGGCGGGGCUGGUUGAAGAGGCAGAACAAGCAUCUGAGCCGACCUUCCGGUGCCGCCACUGCAACUAUGCCAACCGCUCAGUGCAGGGUGUCCUCGUUCACUACCAGAAGCGCCACCCGAUGGUCAAAGUGACGGCGCGCUACGUGCGAGAGGGACAGCGCUUUCCGGCGGACGGUGCCCCUCCGGCGGACGAGCCGCAGUCGCCGGCGAGGAUGGGCCUUGCUGAGAUGAUGCGGUUGCUCGUGACACCACUACCGCCGACGCCUACGGUCGCCACAGCGCUGCCGGCCGUCCCCUGCGGCCAGCCCGCUGCGGCGCCGCUACCAGUGUCCUCUUCCCCUGAUGCGGCAGCCGAAGCUCAACCGAGCGCAGCGAUGGCGGUGACGAUGAUUACACCGGGCCCCUUCUACUGCCAGGAGUGCGGCUACGCUAACCGCUCGGUGCAGGGCGUGCUCGUACACUGCCAAAAGCGCCACCCGGGUGUGCGGGCUAGUGCCGACAUAGUCCGGCGGCACACGGCGCUGGUAAGGGGAGGAGAUGCCGUGGAAGACGGGGAAGUUGGGCCGCUGGUGCCGACAUCAUUGACCGUCCCGAUACCCCCUUCGCACGGAACAACAAUGACGACAUCGGUGGAGGAAACUGCGGUCGAUCUUUCCUCAACGCCAUCGCGUGGUCAUCACCGCCCACUGCGCCGCUGCUCCCACUGCGGCAUCGCCUGCAGCACGGCGAGGCAGCUGGAUGCACACGUAGCGCGGAGGCAUGCGGGCGCCGGCCUGGACCUGCAGCAACUGCAUCCGCUACAGCAGCAGUCGGUGGAGGUGUCCCCCGCCAUUCUACUUCGACGUGAGCGAGAUCGGGCACGACGCAGGGCUACUGCUGCUGCUGCCGCCGCUGCUGCCACCACUGCUGCUGUUACUACUGAUUCUCCUGCAAAUGUUGUUGCUGCUGAUGGUGGAGGAGAUGGUGCUGCGGCUGCCGUAGCUGGUAGCGCUAGUGAUGCCACCCCUAGUUCUAGCUCGUAUGCCACCUCCACCGCUGUCACCUCAACUGCCGCAUCUGCACCAACUCAGCAGCAGCGCCAGCAGCAUCGCCAGGGCCAGCUGAUCUUCACGUGCGCCCUAUGUCCUUACCUGAAUGCCCGUGUGCACGGCGUGCUCACGCACUACCAGAAGCGCCACCCCACCGUGCGGGCCUGCAGCGAGGAGGUGUGGUCUCGUGCCGAACCCGCCUCCCCGCUGCUCCUCGCUUGCCUUCAUCGUCGACGGCCGGCACGGGGUGGUGGUGCUGGCGGCGGCAGCGGCGGGCGCCGUCCAUCCUGGGCUAAGAACCAUAGAUCUGCAGGAGCGGCCGGCGGGGAGGAAGAGGGCCCGCUGGCGGAGCUAGCCCUUGGCAGCGGUGGCGGCCACGGGUUGGGCGGCUAUCGAUGCUCUCUUUGUCCCGAUCUGGCGCUGCCAUCGAUGGAGAGGUUACUGCUGCACGAGGUGCGCUGCCGGGAGUUGAGGGCCGCCACUGCUGAGGGAGGAAAGCUGUUGACGAAAGUGGCUGCAAAUGAUGGAGGCAGUGGCGGUGAUUGCAAUGAACCAAAAGAUUCGUUGCAGUCGAAGGUGGUGGAGAUGGAGGAGCGGCCGAAAGAUGAGCUUGAUUCUGGCCACGGGGCUGCCGAAGAGCCAGGUGAUGGCGAUGCGGUGCCGGCUGUCGCCAGGGCUGAUGGAGAUCAAAUGGCCGACAAUGAAGAUCAAACAGCUCAGGGCAAUGAUCGAGAGCCCGCACAUCGCCUCACCACAGAGCCCUCACAAAAGCCCUACCCGCACCGUCAUGCCUGCACACAGUGCGACUUCACCGCUCCCUUCAAAUCCCAACUCCGGCGUCACCAGCUGAGGCAGCACCGUCUGGCGGAGCCGCCGCCGCCACCACCGCCGCCACCGCCACCGGCUCCCAUCCCUCGUGCAACUCCACCGCGGACUCUGAUGCGCGGCCCGGACGGCCGAUUCGCUCCAUCAUCUUCCCCUCGCCAAAAUCCACGAUUGAGCUGGGCUCGACAUCGCCACAGCAACCGCCAACACCACCACAAUCGGCACACGCGAAGCCGUUGGCCUUCUGCCAAGCACUCCUCCCGGCUCGUUUCGCAGAACCCCACGGACAGUGGUGGCGGCGGAGAAGACAAGAGUAGCAGCAGCAGUAGCAGCAGCAGCAGCAGCAGUGCUGUAGAGAGUGGUGAUCGCCACACUCCAGCCACCGACCAGCCGUCCAGCUUGUGCUGUCCGCUGUGUCCCUACCGUACGUGUGGGCGGAGCGGUAUGAUAUCUCACCUAGCGACGCAUCGUGAUUUGGAACGAAGACGAGAAGGCAUGGUUGCUGGUGGUGGUAGUAGCAGCAGUAGUGGCAGCAGUGCUAGUGGUAGCAGUGCCAGUGGUGAGGUGGCGGCAGCAGCUGCUGUGGUGGUGGCAAUGGAGGAGGAGCAGGAGACUUCGUCGGACCCGGAGGACGCUCCGCCAAUUCUGUCGGCCAUCGAGAUGGACUCCCCACCCGUUAACCGCAGUGCCGAGGAGGCUCCGCCGUUACUGACGGCCAAUGGAGGGGCUCCCAUCGUGAUGCCGGCAGAGGAGAUGGUGGAGGUGGAGGAGUUGGAGGAAGAGCAGCAGGAGGAAGAGGCGGUGAAAGAGGAGGAUGACGACGACGAGAUGAACGAAGUGGAGCAAGAGGCGGAAGUGGAGCCGAAGGACAACUGGAAGUGCCUGCUGUGUGGGAUGAUCGCUUGGAAAAUGAAAAUGGAAGAACACCUUCGGGAAGAGCAUAAGGUUCGUCAAAACCUCAACCUUGUAAUGUGCUUGAAUGAUGAGCAGUCAGAAAGCAGCACUCACAGCCAAUCAGAAUCUAGAACUCGCAACCAAUCAGAAUCCAUACCAAUCAGCCUGUCGGAAUCUAGACCCCUCAUCCAAUCAGAAUCCAGAACUCACAGCCAAUCAGAAUCCCGAAUACAUGGCCCAUCAGAAUCUAGAAUUCACAGCCAACCAGAAAUCAGGACGCACAGCCAAUCAGAAUCUAGGCCCAUCAGCCAAUCAGAAAAUCGGCCCCACAGCCAAUCCGAAUCCAGAACUCGCAGCCAAUCAGAAUCAAGAAAUCACAACCAACCAGAAAGCAGGACACACAACCAAUCAGAGGUCCCAAAUUUUGGCCAAACAGAACGCUUCUCACACGUUCCAGAAAUUGUUCAACCAGAGCCCUUUUCCCGGGGCCAAUCAGACAUGGUUGAUUUUGAACGCAUGCCCCAUGGCCAGCAAGAAAUUGGUUCUUUUGUCCAAGCAGAGCGUUUUACCAGGAACCAAUUGCAAGGCUACAAUUUCGUCCAACCUGAUCGCUUUUCACACGGCCAAUCAGAGCGCUUUUCUCGUGACCAAGCGGAAAUUGUCCAUUCAGAACGCUUCACCCAUGGCCAAUCAGAACGGUUUCCCCGCAGCCCACCAGAAAUCAUCCAAUCGGAUCGCUUUGGCCACAACCAAUCAGAUCGCUUUAUUCGCGACCCAUCAGAUAUUGUCCAACCAGAACGUUUUUCUCGCAGCCAGUCAGAAAUGAACCCUUUCAUUCAAUCAGGUGGCAGCAUCUUUCCUGGCCAAUCAGAGUUGAGCUCGCGGCCUGUUGGCCCUCCUCAUUCCCACGUGCCACCAUUUUCCCCUUAUGGAGUAGGCAUGGGCAGCAAGGGCCACACAGGCCCCCACAUCCCACCAGGUGCUGCCUACCAUCGCAUUGGAGGUGGCACUUGCGAUAUCAGCCAAUGGGAUUGCCUGGGUCCCGGCGAUGGCCAGUCAUUUCUGCCCUUUUACGUCCAAUCAGCACAGCCACCUGGAGGUCACGUGAUUCCAAGCGCUGGUGGUAAUGAAGACAACGAACUCCAUAUUCCCAAUGACUGUGUCGAUCAACUGACCAAGAUGUAUCAAAUUGACCAACCUGGGCCUCCCUUCCAGAUGGCGUAUGCCGACGCUGUCCAAUCACAGCUCGCGAUGCAGGGUGGUAGUGGGGGCGGAGGUGGAAGUGGGCAGGAGGUGAUGGCAUUGGCACAGUAUGUGGGUGGAACUUUCCUCGGCCAGUCGGAGGCAGGUGGGUCAAGGCGAGCUGGUCAACCAGGAGGCCCAAUGGGCGGUCACAUGACGCAGAUGUGACCAGUAUUUUUGGGGGUUUUUAUCGUUUUCGUCAAAAUAAUUGUACGAUUAUUCGAACAGACAGUGAAGACAAACGCAGAUUUAUGUGUACGGAUGCGUUCAAGUCUUAGUGUAAAUAGUUUUCUGAGAAAUGUAAUGCAUUAACCUCAACAAGAGUAGUUAAAUAUUGAUGUUAUGAAAGGAAGAUGCAACCAAAAAACAAAUGGGUGCCAUUUUAUUUUGUUACCAAAGCAGCUUUAUGUUUGUGUGAAAGUUUAAAUCCUGUGAUGUGAAUUAUAAAAAAAAAACUAUAGAUUCACCUCCAAGACUCGAAUGGCCUCUUAGAUUGAGCACAGAAAUUAUUUUUGGAAUACCUCUGCUUCUGCAGACUUCCAUUGGCUAGACAGGGCAGGCUUCCACCACCGUCAUCAUCACUGAAUAUUUAUUACUGCAGGUCCCAUGCAGUACAUCUCGAGGCACCCUGUCGCAGUCAUUUAACACCAACCUGCAAGUUGGCAAUAGUUCCUAUGUAGCUUUCACAAUUAAGUAAUUUUGCGAGCAUUUGAUGAUAUUUGCAAAAUUUGGACCAUUAGGCCAAUACAUCUGGCCUACCCUUUUUCAAAUAAUGUGACACUGUGAAAUACACGUAUUUAUGGUUAAUACACUUGCAGUAUUAACUAGGGUGGCCGCUUGGUCGAACUGCAAGCCUCUGCAACAAGUGGCAACCGCAGAGCCAUGUCACCAACCCAAUGAUCUGUGCAACCUAUGACGUAGCUGUAGCUCCAACUCCCACAACGCACGGCAUGUGGUCAUAGAAGGCACAGUGCAGUGACUUAACUAGGAUGUGCUUAUAGCAGCAUUCCAAACUAUAAAUCCUUUUAGCACAUUAACUUAGGACACCCGAUGUGUUCAUCUACAAAAUAAGUCAUUUGUUUUUUGGGUUGCAUCUGGCUUGAAACUUUAAAAGUGCUGACAUGUUUCUCCAUUGGCAUUUAGUGUAAAUAAAAAGAAAGAUGUUCAAUAUCCAGCACUAAUUUACUUGGGCCCGAUUUUUUAUUAUUUCAAGUAAAUUGGUUCAGCGUUAAUUGAGAUGGGAAACCCAGUUAAUUGGACUUUUCAGGUAUACCAAUGUCACCGUGGCCACUAACCUUCCUGAGUAUUUGAACACAUAGUGUCAGGUUGUCUUUCCAAUGUGUGUUAUUCAAUUAAUAACUAACAGAGCAGUUUUAUCUUUGAGACCUAAUGGAAUCUGCAUUGGCUCUUACUGGUAAAAAAGGCAUGAAUAAAUAAUAUUGGUGGGGUUCUCCUCUGAUUAACGUAUAGGAUCUCGACCAUGAGUUAAGUGAUCUCCACGGAUUCUCACCAGGUUAUUAAUCUCACUUGCCUGCAAUCAGAUUGAAGGACGUCCGGUCACAAGAGAUCAACUCGGUGGGCUCCCACAAUCCUUGUGGCCGACUGACACGGUGCGCGCCACGCAUCGUGAUGUAGUUUUUAAAUGUACGGUAGUCACAAUUUACGUCGUAAAAGUGCACCUGAGAGUCACUCUUAAAAAAAACUGAAUUACCUGAAGCUUUGAACAGAUGCCAGACAGCCCAGGAGACGUGAACCCAAGGCGUGUAGCUGCUUGAGAAGAGCUGUUUGCUUUUGGGUUCCAUCUAUAAAACAAACGGUUAGCACUAACUUGAAAAAUUAACAUAAAAUAAUCACUUGCUUUAAGUUAUUUAGUUGUCUUAUGUCUCUUGUUUUUACGUCUCUAACUUUUUGCAGAAGUUUAGUUCGUUAGUGAGAACAUUUCCUGUAUUCGAUGUUGAUUUUACAAAAUGAGGGGAUAUUUCUGACCUGUGUACAUUCCAGCCAGACCUUUAAUUGUUGAAUGUGCCGUGUGUAUCUGUUUGAUUUCAUUAAACGGACGUUGGAAUACAUCACAGCAA